This is a messenger RNA of Carassius carassius (crucian carp), 2422 nucleotides long. Its product is annotated as filensin-like. The transcript has 8 exons. Gene Ontology annotation, biological process: lens fiber cell development. The record is from RefSeq and is a predicted model, not a curated record. Gene Ontology annotation, molecular function: structural constituent of eye lens. The coding region runs from base 97 to 2088 and encodes 663 amino acids. Gene Ontology annotation, cellular component: cytoplasm; intermediate filament. Lineage: Eukaryota; Metazoa; Chordata; Actinopteri; Cypriniformes; Cyprinidae.
GGGUGAGCACCCCAGUUUUCACACACUAAAGGUGCUGAGGGGCACUAAAAUACUAAGCCAAAAGAUAGCGGAGGUGAAAACCAUCAUAGACGCAGUAUGUUUAAGACCAGCUACCGGCAUGAGGUGCGGAAGGAGAAGCACGAGCGCACUGAUGUCUUCGGGGAGCCCAGUAGCCCAGAGACAGAGUCGGCUCCAGCCGGCGGGCCCUCGACAGCAGCCGUCCAGGGCUGGGAGAGCCUCCAGGAGCUAAACAGCCGCUUCGCACGUUACAUCAACCGGGCGCGGGUGCUGGAGCAGCGUAACGCUGUGUUCCGCAAACAGCUGGAGACUCUUCAGCACAUGGAGGAGGCACAAGGGCUGGAGGAGGCCUUCAGCGAACAGAUCAGCAUCAACAGACAACGCAUCCGGGAGCUGCUGUCAGACCGAGCCAAGCUGGAGAGAGAGCUCAAAGAUGCAGAACGCAUGCUGGAUGAGUACAACAGCAGAUACAGAAAUGAAUGUGAAUAUCAAGAGCAGCUGCGGCACACGCUGGAACAGCUCAAUAAGGAAGCAGACACGGUUCUAUUGAGGAACCUUGACUAUCAAAUCCAGCGUCAGUUCCUGCAAGAUGAUGUCAAUGCCACCAAAGAGAGGCACAAAAAGAACCUUGCCGAAAUCCAGACGUAUCUAAACAUCCUGCACCAGAUCAACCAGACCAUUCCCCUCAUGGCGAGCGCGUCCGUCUCAGAGGAUCAGGAGCGGCUGAUGGCUCAGAGGCAUGUGCCAGCGCUGCGCAGCCAGCUGGAGGAGUACAAGAGCGCCAUCUGCCAGCUCCAGGUGCAGAAACAGCGGCUGCAGACCGAGACAUCUGUGUUGGAACAAACCAUCAAGACCACACAAAUAAGCUACGACGACGAGAUCCAGCUGUACAACGAACAAAUCGAGACCCUCAGGAAGGAGAUCGAAGAGGUCGAGAGGUCACUGGAGAAAUACACCAACAACUGUCGACGGCUGGCCAUGUACCAGAGCUCUCUGGAGAACGAGCUGGAGAGGUACAAGAGAAUCAUCGAGAAUGAAGACAACAGAUUGAACUCAGCGAUAAUUGAGACACCCAUUGCUUUGCUCACAACCAAUUAUAAAUACAGCCAUAGUCCUAGCAAUACCGGGAAAGGAAAAGAUAUAACCCAAGUCAUCCAAGACAUCACCAACGUAAAACCUCGUCAGAAGUACUUGGCUAAGAAAGUGUUUAAAAAGAAAGAGAUCACAUCUAAAGGAGCUAGUGGACUCAAGGAGAAGUCAGCAGAAGAAUUUGAGAAAGGACUGAUAGAGGAGAAGGGGGUGGGAAGCGAGGAGCAUCUUCCUCGUGAGGAUGUGCCUGAUGGUGCCCAGAUCAGCAAAGCCUUUGACACGCUCUGUAACAUCAUACGUGACCGCAUGAGGCGGGUACGGAGGCCAAUUAGUAUGGAGCCGGUCGCUGACUUCUUCACCAGGGGACGCUAUGUACUAGUGACAGGCGACUCUAGCUACCUGGACCCCUGCUUCUUUUCGACCACCCCUUCUGCCAGUCAUGUCUACGUCACAAUCCAAGAUGGCAUGAUGCCUUAUGAUCCGUAUUGGAGGGGUACACCUUCACCAGUCCUGAGCACCUCUUCUGGACCAACACCCUCAACCCCUUCCACACCUUCAGAACCCAAAAUGGGAAAAGAUGAUGGAGGUAGGAAGGAGGGUGGAAAUGGGGAGAGGGAAAAGUCCAAAAAUGGAGAGCCUCAUCCAAAGACGAAAGAACCAGAACCGAGCCCCAGUCCACCUCCAGGCCCUCAAGACGACAAAGGCCCCAGUCCUCCUUCAGGUCCCAGACAGCCCUCACCCCAACGUGGAGGCAAGGGCAAGACCUCGGACGAUCCCAGCAGCUUCCAAGGCCCUUCACCCAUGCCAUCGCAUAGUUCUAUCCCCCCUGACUCCAUGACUUAUGAGAAGGUAGAAGUAGUGGAGUCAGUGGAGAAGCUCUCACCUGACAAAAAAGUGAAGGGCUAUGAAGAGACAACCACAGUGGUGGAGACCAUGAUUGAGAAGACCAGCAGAAAGAAACACGCCGAUAGAUCUUCUUGAAACCUUUCAAACAUUCCGCUUCUAUCCAUCUCUGCCUCGGGCCUGCUCCAGUUUUGCCUCCUGCCAGCUAUUGACGAGAUUCCUAGUGCUGUGCUGUUAACUUCUUGCACCACUGCACCAUUGCCUUUGGCCUUUACUGUCUGAAAAUUGGGAAGCCAAAAAUGGAAUGCCCCAUAUUCCCCCCUCACACAAAAAUACAUUUUGUAACUGAGCACCUUGACACAGUAAACAUUAGUUGCCAGGUGUAAUUGGAUUCACAGGCUCUAUUCCAAAACCUAGUGAGCCUUCUAGGCCACCAUCCUUACUGAAACUGAACUUCUUAAGCGAUUGAUUU